Symbiodinium sp. CCMP2592 is the source of this 2007-nucleotide messenger RNA. The record is from the annotation of a GenBank genome assembly. NCBI's taxonomy places the organism in Eukaryota, Dinophyceae, Suessiales, Symbiodiniaceae.
AUGAGCUUGUUUGCAGAGUUGGUGGAGGAAGGGGAGGAUGCAGAAGGGCUGGUGCACGCCGAGGAUUUGGGACAUGAGGUGACCCUCCAGGAUCUAGAAGAGGCUUUAGCAGAGCUCGCAGCACAAAACGAGCAGCUGGAAGUGGACUGCCGCGGUCUGGAGGCCCACUGUCGCGACUUGGAGCGUGCCGGUUGGCCAGUGCCUUGCAAGUUGGCCGACGUCAUCCGAGCAUCAGAGGAAGAGCCGGCGCAGGCAGCGCAGGGCGAGGCUGAAGCUGAAGCGGCAGCUGUCUCCGAGCACAUGUCGAUUGUGUUGGCGGCAGAGGCCGCUUUGAAGGCCUCGGAAGCUGGUGGAAGUGCAGUACAGGCAGCAGAACUUGGAAAAGCUUUGGCAAGCGCAUCUUCUGGAAUGGAGCCGGGAAGAUUCCACGAGCUAGCAUUGCCGGUAAUCAGUCGUGCGAUUUCGGCCGUGUUUUGUCAUGACGGAGAUGCGCCGUCGGCAGCACGAGCUGCAGCCAAUGCCGCCGCGACGGCUGGUCUGCAAGCCGAUGCUGCCGCAGCAGCCGGAUUUGUUGCUGCAGGGAUGGUUGCCGGAAAGCACGGGCUGCGAAAUGGAAGGGACGUGAAGCACGCAGCCGAGCUUGGCUGGAAGACUGCCAUGGAGCUUGCCCAAGCUGGAGGCCUUUCCAACGAUGCGGCUACACAAGUUGCGGCGCAGGCGGCAAGCGAGAUCGCUUCAGAUGCAUCCCGCAGCGUUGGCAAGCUCUGUGAGCGGGUGGUCGAAGAUGCCGCAGAAGCUGCGAAGCGAGCAGCGAAGGCUUCGCCGAGUUUGUCCACGCGCCUCGGUGUGGAGGCCGCUGGCCGAGCAGCCGUGAGCACGGUUGCAUUGCAGGCACCUGCUCUGGAUGCCUUGCAGAUUGCAAAGCAUGUCAGCGGUGCGAUCGCCGCAAUUGCUCGCGAGGCGAUCCCUGGUGCAGAGGAAGAGGUGGUCAAAGAGGUUCACCGAGCGACUAGCCGUGUCAUGGAAGAGGCAAUGAGUGUGGUGAUCGCCAAGGCAUCGCAGAGCAAAGAGGCCGUUCAGUCGCGGACGAACUUGCAGAAGGAACAGCAGAAUGAUCAAGAGGACAGGGUGAAGGAGUUGAUGAAGGCGCGUGAGAAGUCUUUUGCAGCUAUGGCCGACAUGCAGGAGCGUUGUGCGUGCCAGCAGACUGAGAUGGAGCGCUUGGUACGAGAGCGAGCCGGCGAUCAGGAGGAGCUACUGAAGCUGCGUCAGCAGCUCCGCAACCUGGAGCAGCAGCUGCAGGAAGCCGAAGCGCGGGAGCAGCUGCGCGAAGGCGACCACAUGGACAGUCUGAGUGCCACGACUGGAGACGACACCUCGUCUUUGGCCGACAGCUUGGCGGGGAGCGUGCGCAGAAUGCGAAAGAAGCGGAAUGCUCGUGCAGGACAUAAUUUUCGACAGGCAAAGUGCUUGGACGAAGGGGUAGACGUAACUACAACCGAGGGGGAUGCUGAUCCGGAAGAAAGGCUGAUCCGGAUUCUGGUUGCCAAGUCGCACGCAUCGCCGCGCUGGCGUGACUUGCUCCUCUUUAUACUCGAGAAAGCGGGCCACGCGAGCUCAGCACCGUCCACAACGGAAGCGGAAGUAAAGAAGGAGCUGCAGCUUUUGGCCUAUCAGGUCAAGGAGAAGCUAGGUUCGCUCGAGGGAGCAACGCCGUCACAAGAGGGCAUGCUGGAGACUAUGCUGAAGACAGUCGGGAAGGUCACUGAUCAGGCUGUGGACUCCGCCGUUUUGUACGUGACGCAAGAUGCGCCGGUACCAGAGGCGUCAUCCCGCGAUCCAGAGGUGGUCGUCAAGGAGGCUUUUGCACCCGAGCGCGUGGAUCCAGCGCAGGCCGGUGCCGACGCGUUCAAGCAGAAUGCUCGGCUUCGGCUGGCAGCGCGCCGGAACCGUCAAAGGGGCAGCGUGUUGAGUGUUGCUGCUUCCGUCUCCUCCAAGCCAGGCUGA